GCGUGGGACAGAGCGAGGAGAGUUGUUGUCGAAGAACAAGAGACGGAGGCAGGAGCGGAGCUGAGGGGGUGUGUGUGUGCGUGUGUUUGAGAGGUUCAAAACAAGCAGCAUAACACGGCGUGAAUGAAACAGGCAAGCUGGCGAAUUUCAACAUGGCAUCCGGAGAUACGCUGUACAUCGAGACAGACGGCUCGGAGAUGCCCGCCGAGAUCGUGGAGCUCCACGAAAUAGAGGUAGAGACAAUUCCGGUGGAGACCAUCGAGACCACCGUGGUCGGCGGGGACGACGACGACGACGAGGAGGACGAAGAAGACGACGACGACGAUGAUGGGCAGCCCAUGAUCGCGCUGCAGCCAUUGGAAACGGACGACCCCAGCUCCAUCCACCACCAGGAGGUAAUCCUGGUCCAGACUCGGGAGGAGGUGGUCGGCGGGGAUGAUUCGGAUCUGCACACGGACGGUGGUGGCGGCUUCGAGGACCAGAUUCUUAUCCCGGUACCGGCACCGGGCGUUGAGGACGAGUACAUCGAGCAGACUCUGGUGACUGUGGCCGGCAAGAGCUCCGUGGGUCGGAUGAAACGAGCAGGCGGCUCCGGUGGGAAGAAAUCGGGCAAAAAGAGCUAUUUAAGCGGCGCCGAGGCCGGUGGGAGGAAAUGGGAACAGAAGCAGGUGCAAAUAAAGACUCUGGAGGGAGAAUUCUCUGUUACGAUGUGGGCAUCGGGUGAUGAUAAAGACAUUGACCAUGAGUCAGUGGUGGAGGAGCAGAUCGUUGGGGAGAACUCCCCCCCGGAUUACUCCGAGUACAUGACAGGGAAGAAGCUCCCCCCUGGCGGCAUCCCGGGGAUCGAUCUCUCAGACCCCAAACAGCUGGCUGAAUUUGCUAGAAUGAAGCCCAGAAAGAUCAAAGAAGAUGAUGCUCCUCGGACGAUAGCCUGUCCUCAUAAAGGCUGCACAAAGAUGUUCAGGGAUAACUCGGCCAUGAGGAAGCAUCUCCACACUCACGGACCUCGCGUGCACGUCUGCGCGGAGUGCGGCAAGGCCUUCGUUGAGAGCUCCAAACUCAAACGCCACCAACUCGUUCACACAGGGGAGAAACCCUUCCAGUGUACGUUUGAAGGCUGCGGGAAAAGGUUUUCUUUGGACUUCAACCUGCGCACGCACGUGAGAAUCCACACCGGAGACCGGCCCUACGUCUGCCCCUUCGACGGCUGCAAUAAGAAAUUCGCCCAGUCCACCAACCUAAAGUCUCACAUUCUCACACACGCCAAAGCCAAAAACAACCAAUGAGACCCCGUUCGUCGACGCCGAGCCACAAAGACGAAAAUAAGAAAGGAAGAAAAAAACGAGCAUUCUACUGGCAAACGUGAAACCGCUUUUGAAGACGUAAAGAAAAGCUUGACUUUUUGAUUCAUAGAGAAAAUCUGACAGAUUAAAAGACACACAAAAAAACCUGAACUUCACCUGGUUUUCCUGAGCCCCUCUUUUCUUCUGCUGUCACAUUGGAUAAGGAACACAGAGAACCCCACAGCUCCGUAACAAGACGCGGCCAGCAGUUCUUUCUCCAUUAGCACUUUGCUACUACAGGAUGGAAUCCAUGGACAAACAUUAGAGAUUUAUUUUUACCUGAGAAAUCAGAGAAACGGUGGUACACGAGUGUUUUUAAUUUAGCUUUUAUUCCCCUUCAAGUGUGCAUAUUGUACACUUGUCUCGGGCUGUGUGUAGAAUGUGUUUUGUUCUUUCCUGCAUUAUAAUAUCAUACCCUCAAGAGAAAAACGUUUCACUGCUGUUCCACUUGGUUCCCACGAUGGUUGUAGUCAUUUUAAAAACAGCUGGAUGUUUGCAUUUCCACACCUCCUUUUGGUUGUUUUUUCCUCUUAACCACAAAAUAACCUUGUAUACUUGUAUUGUAUGGCUGUAUUAAAAUUAAGUAGACAUAGAUAAAGGUGUGAUUUAAAGUGUUAACCAAUUGAACUUUUAGUCCUGAGUUGCUUUAUAUUUUCUAUGGACUGUCUUAACACAGAUUGAGUAAUAUAAACGUCCUCGGAGCCUGUCCCAGUUGAAGUAUCUGACGUGUACAUUGAAACGACUGAGACCAUCACUUUGUUAGAAUGUAAUGUACAGAAGUCGACCAUUAACUUCUUUUGUUCAUAUUUACACCCAUGUAUUUCAACUGCCCACAAUAAAAUGGGUCAUUCCAACUCUGUCAAA
Nematolebias whitei (Rio pearlfish) is the source of this 2207-nucleotide messenger RNA. It is a transcript of the gene yy1b, whose product is annotated as YY1 transcription factor b. Gene Ontology annotation, cellular component: transcription regulator complex; PcG protein complex. The coding region runs from base 153 to 1286 and encodes 377 amino acids. The transcript is spliced from 5 exons. Gene Ontology annotation, biological process: regulation of transcription by RNA polymerase II. Gene Ontology annotation, molecular function: DNA-binding transcription factor activity, RNA polymerase II-specific; RNA polymerase II cis-regulatory region sequence-specific DNA binding. Lineage: Eukaryota; Metazoa; Chordata; Actinopteri; Cyprinodontiformes; Rivulidae. The record is from RefSeq and is a predicted model, not a curated record.